UCACACAUGUGACACGAGUUGUGUCUUAUUGCAAAUGGCCAGCAGUGGAAGGUGAAAGGAAAGAAGGGAGAACAUGGGAAUAAAUGCAGAACGAGGAGGAUUAUUUCACUUUUCUUUUUUGUCCGUUAUAAUUUUACACUGGAUUGUGAGUGGGGAUAAUGUUGGUGCUGCUUUUGCAUCAACUGCCUGAAGACAUUCUCCUGCUGCUCUUCUCUUACUCUGACACCCAGACCCUUGGCAGGUUGGCCCAGGUCUGCAAGAAAUUUCACUCUCUCAUCAGCAGGGACACACUCUGGAGGAGGAUAGCUAAAGUCUCCCUCAACACCGGUAUUACCAGGCUCGGCAGAGACACGUUUCCCCAAAUUGCGCUCAAAGAGCGAGUGAAGUUCUCACAGAACUGGAAACGUGGAAGGUGUCGCCAGGAAAUUUUGCUGAGGUGGAGGUACAAUUUAUUGCCAUGGUUACAACUCGAUGAUCAGUGGCUCUACCUCUCCCAAGCAGCUGAUAUCCGAGCAUAUUCGCUAAGGCAGAACAGUGUCAGCUUUCAGCGACGGCCUGUCUCCGUGUACACUGGCCAUCAGGAUGAUGUCUGUCGGUUUGUUGUCAGUGAAUCACAUGUCAUCAGUGGUGGUGGAGAUGGGAGGAUCAUUAUCUGCAACACUUGUAACUCGUUCUGCACAGCCUUCUCAGCACACAAUCAAGAGGUCAACUGCAUUGACAGCCGAGGACAUGUCAUCGUUAGUGGUUCAAGAGAUAAGACAGCACGGAUUUGGUCACUGUGCUCCAAUCGGCUAGGAGAAUGUUUACACAAGAUAAGGACAGAAGAUCGAGUUUGGUCAGUGGCCAUUAACCCUACUCUGAGUUCUGUCAUGACGGGGACUGCUUGUUGUGGGCAUGCCUCACCCUUGAGGAUCUGGGACCUUCAGAGUGGCCAGCUUGAGAGCUGUCUGGGGUCCGAUUUCCGUCGUGGAGCAGGAGUCCUGGAUAUCCUGUACGAGACUCCCUCAGUGGUGCUGACCUGUGGAUAUGACACCUACAUCAGACAGUGGGAUAUGCGAGCUAGCAUCAGGCGCAGUGUGAUGGAAUGGGAAGAACCUCAUGACAGUGCACUAUACUGUUUGCAGACAGAUGGAAACUUCAUGAUUGCCAGUGGCUCAUCCCGCUAUGGUGUUGUGCGUCUCUGGGACAAGAGGCAGACAAAGAGUCUACAGGUAUUUUUCCUUUCCUCCCCAAGCAGCAGUAGCCCAGUAUACUGCCUUCGAUUUACUACCUCACAUCUCUACAGCGUCUUGGCCCAUGCACUUUACAUGUUGGAUUUUACAAUCUGUGACCAACAGCACGGAAAAUAAAUGGGUGAGAACACUUAAAGUGGGGAUCCCAAUACUGCACAUCAGAAGCCAGCAUGCUGUCAAUUGCUACUUCAAGACAAAGCCUGCUCAUUCACAUCCAACACCGCAAUUCCUUAAAGAAUCGCAUUUGCAAUAAAUUUUAUACAUGAA
Messenger RNA from Chiloscyllium plagiosum (whitespotted bambooshark), 1499 nucleotides. The record is from RefSeq and is a predicted model, not a curated record. NCBI's taxonomy places the organism in Eukaryota, Metazoa, Chordata, Chondrichthyes, Orectolobiformes, Hemiscylliidae.